UUGCCUCCGUCAAGCAAGUCAUAUUCCUAUACUGUUUCAUCAAGCAACACCCAUCCUAUGGUUCUUUAUCCUUUGGCUUUAUUCCUAAAUCCACUUCCUUUUGCUCGCCUUCAAAUAGGAGAAAUCUCUCACAUUGUUCUGCAUCAUGGCAGCCCUUCUGCACCUUGCAUUCCCAACUCUCAGAUCUCCACCAAAAAUGCAUUCUUCUUGUUGUUCAGUUUAUUUCCGCCCCGAUAGGCAAAGAUGUCAGUUUAUUUUUGCUUUAAGAUUGAAAAAGAUGAAGGAUUUGACUCUAAAGUGCCUCAGAACAACCGAGGGCAUGGCUGAGAUAUUUCCUUCCUCUUCUCUUAUAAUUUUGGUUCAAGAUUUCUAUGAACAUCUCAACAAGAAGGAUAUGAAGAAAUUGAAUGAGCUACUGGAUAACAGUUGCAUGUUCGAAGACUUGGCGUUUCCCAGCCCAUUCAAGGACAAGCCUGCUGUCUACCAUUUCCUCGAAGAACUAUCAAGAGCCAUGGGCCAAAAUGUUCGAUUCAAAAUCGAUGAUGUGUAUGAAGCAGGCAAACAAAAUGCUGGGGCAAGGUGGCAUCUUGAAUGGAACGAUCGUAUCAUUCCUUUCACUAAAGGUUGCAGCUUUUUUUACUGCUCAGAAAAUACAAGGGGCCUUCUCAUAAAGAAAGCUUGUGUAUUUGUUGAAUCACCAGUAAAGCCAGGAGCAAUAGUGCUGAAUUUGCUCGGCUUUGUGACUUCAUUUUUUGAUAAGUUUCCAAAGCUGGCUGUCUGGUUCCUAGAGAAGCCUCAUGUAUUGUUUCAGUUCUUGAUGAAAGCAUACAAAAUAUUCCUUGAGCCGCUCAUGCUUCCAAUUCUUAUUUACUACACACAACUAUGGAGAUAUGGGACUCGUUUUCUAAGCCUUGUGAUCAACUUAAUUCAAAAUAUUUGGAAGGCUUUUUUGUAAUGGGGAAGGGUUACUCGGUUACAAUAAUUUGCUCAUUAUUCACCACUUCAUUCCUUUUUCUUAGCAUUGUUAUUUUGUUUUGCUUUUCUUUAAUUUUGGGACAUUUACAUACAUAGCACAUAAUUCUUAUGUAUUUACAUAUCUCACACUAAACAUUCAUAUUCACACACAUAGCACUUUAGUGCUUUAAAAAGUGUUGAUAGUGCUAAUUAUGAUGUGAUAGUAAAGAUUUUGAGCGCACUACGUGUAAAUAUGAAAUUUAGGAGUCAGAUAUGUAAAUACAUAAGUUUGGAGUGCUAUUUAUUAUAAGCCCCCUCAUUGUUUUUGGUAAUAAAAAAACUAUUUUGUA
This is a messenger RNA of Phalaenopsis equestris, 1304 nucleotides long. RefSeq lists its product as uncharacterized. NCBI's taxonomy places the organism in Eukaryota, Viridiplantae, Streptophyta, Magnoliopsida, Asparagales, Orchidaceae. The record is from RefSeq and is a predicted model, not a curated record. The transcript is spliced from 6 exons. The coding region runs from base 146 to 955 and encodes 269 amino acids.